AUGCCCAUCUACGUCGCCACGAAGCCACACCAAACUUAUCCUAAUAUUGUGUCACCAGAUUCCGCCUCGGGCAGAUUCCGCUGCCUGUACUGCGCCAAGGAGUUUGGACGAGGAGACGUGUGCCGAAAGCACAUGCUCAAUUGCAUCGAAAAGGACGCCGACAGCGUGGUUCCCGAGCUUCGCCGCGGACGCAAACCAAAGGCGUGCGAGGCUUGCUUCGUCAGCAAAGUGUCUUGCGACAAAGGUCACCCCUGCAGCAGGUGUCUGCUUCGGCAUUUAUCCUGUCGUCCACGUAAUGUCGUCGUCGACGGUGCUCGCAGGUCCGCGUUACCAAAGACGCAGGUCUUGCCACGCUCCUCACAGUCCGCCGGCGGCUGCCGCGCCAGUGACAGCUCAGGGGGGUCCGACACCCACGCCGAGGAGAGCAUGUGUUGGAUCAAGAUCAAGAGCGCCGUCGAUCCACGCGCGGCCUCGAUGCUGGAGCACAUGUCCAACGAUCACAGCGCUAAGACAGAGCGUAUACCGGAUAUGAGCUUCCUCGGAUCGAGCGGCGGCCAGGAUCACAGCAACGCGCCACAGGCUUCCGUCGACACGCCAGAUCUGAUGGAGCUAUGGCCGUGGGACUACGCCUCCAUGCUCGAUGAUCCUCUGUUCAACUUUGACGGCGCCUAUGACAUUACCAUGCUCUCCCUCAACGGAGACCCCUUCACCCCCAUCCCCGACUUCAGCCCCUCUUCCGCCGAAGGCAUCGAGAACACAUCCCUCCUCCUCGUCAACGCGCUGCAGGAUAUGCACGUCGAGCUCUGCACUAGCGAUUCGACCUACCAGAAACCUUUCCACGUGCCCUCUGUCAGCGCUUCCCUCUCUGCAGCCAACCUCAAGCGCUUCGCCGCCGCCUUCUCCCGCCUCAGGGGCUUUGAGGCAACCUGA
Beauveria bassiana ARSEF 2860 is the source of this 930-nucleotide messenger RNA. RefSeq names its product C2H2 type zinc finger domain protein. Lineage: Eukaryota; Fungi; Ascomycota; Sordariomycetes; Hypocreales; Cordycipitaceae. The transcript has 3 exons. Gene Ontology annotation, biological process: regulation of DNA-templated transcription. The record is from RefSeq and is a predicted model, not a curated record. Gene Ontology annotation, molecular function: zinc ion binding; DNA-binding transcription factor activity, RNA polymerase II-specific. Bases 1 to 930 code for a protein of 309 amino acids.